This is a messenger RNA of Fundulus heteroclitus (mummichog), 1699 nucleotides long. Its product is annotated as periphilin-1. Gene Ontology annotation, cellular component: nucleoplasm. NCBI's taxonomy places the organism in Eukaryota, Metazoa, Chordata, Actinopteri, Cyprinodontiformes, Fundulidae. The coding region runs from base 244 to 1227 and encodes 327 amino acids. Gene Ontology annotation, biological process: protein localization to heterochromatin; negative regulation of DNA-templated transcription; negative regulation of gene expression, epigenetic. The transcript is spliced from 10 exons. The record is from RefSeq and is a predicted model, not a curated record.
UAAAAACCGAAGAAGAAGAAGGAGCAGGAGAAGGAAAUGUGUUGUUUUUGCAGUUACUGAUGCAUGAAAUUCACAGAAAGGGGAGAUCCAGCUAGAAGCAACAGCUUCGUUGCAUUCACUCACUCACCGGUCGAAAGAAGGAAAAUGUAACGCGUGCUUUCCUGGGAGGAGAGCACCGAGGUCCUUAUUCGGUUCAUUGUUCUCAUCUGAGGUCUCUUGAACAUACAGAUUCGAGAACCCGACAUGGCCUAUCAGCACAGUCGAAAAUCCAUCAGAGAGACAUACGAAGAGCACUUUUCCCAAAAGGACGCGAGAGAGGUGACGGUUCAUCGAGUGGUCAAUAUCAUUGAGAAGAGGAGCCCUAUGCCACGGCCGGGCUUGGACUUUGACAGAGCGUAUGACGACCAGCGGUACAGGGGCUCCAGAAACUACCAGAGUGAAAGAGGAUAUCGCAGCGAAGACGGUUAUCUACCCGAGGACAGCCAGUACUACGAGGACAACCCGAACUACGGCAGUUACCGAAGAAAGUCUCCACCUCAUCGCAGUGAUGAGCAAUAUUCUCCGCAGAGUUACGGCCAAGAUGACUUGAGGCAUCAGUUAAGCUCAAGGACCAGGAGCAGACCUCAUCUGGUUCGAAAGAGAGGUCGAGGGCACGGGCCUCCUCCAAGGGGGGAUUAUGAUGACUACAGGCCCUCUAAAUCUUUGGUCAUCACUCGGGAGCGCUCUCCUGGAAGGAGGGAAGGCCAUCCGCCCGGCCGGUCCGGAUCAAACACCAGCAGGAGCUUCUCUCCUGACAGGGACAAAGGCUACGCCUACCAGCAAAAGCACAAGUCCAGCACAACAAAGACUCCCAGCAGCUCCGUAGAGAGCUCUCCUCACCGCUCAAGCUCUUCUAAGGAAAAACCGUCAGCAUCCGCAGCAGAGAUGGAGGAGGUAGCGGCUGCCAGCACGGAGCCAAAGCUAACACCAGAGGAGGACCUAAAGGCACGUCGGUCGGAGGCCAUUAAGGCUAAAGUUGCUGAAAUUGAGAAGCAUUACAGGCAGGACUGUGAGACAUUCCGCACAGUGGUGAAGAUGCUGGUGGAAAAGGAGCCCAGUUUGGACGGCUUGCUUCAAGCUCCGCUGGAUAAGAACCUGUUGGAGAUCCGACAGCACUGCCUAGAUGCCAUUAAGAGCUUCGUGAUGGAGCUGGAUGAGAUACUGGAGCAGCCGGACAUGACAGCCUGAGACAGUCAUGGCAGACUGAUAAAAGUGACAAUGUAAAGUCACCUGGACAUGAGCUGGGCGUCUUAGGACUAAAAAGUAUUUUUUUUUUUCUUUUCCACAUGUGCUGUACAUUGUAAGUCUGUAAGUCUGCUACUUUUUGUAAAUGUCUAACUAAAAUUGCUGUUACAAUGAAAUAUUUACAGUAUUAAUUAUAAACAAGUCAAAUUUAAAAUAAAUACUUUUAAAUUUAAUAGCAUAUCCAUACCAUCUGGGAACUUUUGUUUUCCAAUAAUGACUAAUGUUGCUAAACUACUAUAGAUAUUAUGCCAUCAGGUUUUAGUAACGUACCAUAUUCUUUGUCCAAGUCCAAGAAACUCCAAACUAAAUAGCUGUUUUGACUGAGAGCAUGGAACAGUGUUGAUUUAUAGCUGUCAUCUGACUCAAACUUGAGCUUCUUUUGAUGUUUGAUUCAGAAAUAAACUUUUGAAAUAAA